Molecule: messenger RNA, 2622 nt
Organism: Misgurnus anguillicaudatus (oriental weatherfish)
Lineage: Eukaryota; Metazoa; Chordata; Actinopteri; Cypriniformes; Cobitidae
Source: RefSeq, a predicted model, not a curated record
ACUGUGUGUUAUGUUAUGCAUGGGUACACUACUGUAAGUGCUCUGCUGAGAGGGGACUCACAUUCACGGGAGAAAAUAAUGAGACGGCGCCAGGGGUUGAGAAUGAUGGCAAGAGAGAAAAUAGUGUGUCUCGUGUGAUAUUACUGUACUGGGAGAAGAGGUCAGAUCUGCUUUCUCUGACAGACAAACAAAAGGACGAGAAACCAACGACACGUUGAGUACUUAACUUCACAUGCACACAGUUUGGGAUUCUCUCAGCAAGCGCUUUGAAUGUUUCGAAUCUAAAGGAGAAAUACAAAAUACUGUACGAAAGGAAAAUGGAAACAGACUCGAGAAAAAAGGGCUUUACCAAGGGCAGAAGUGCUACUUUUAGCAUCGAUGGAUUCAGCUUCACUAUUGUGGCUAAUGAGGAUGGUGAAACAAACAGACCACUGGCAAGAUUUGCACGCUCAAAGUCUCAAAGUGCACUAUGGAGCACGCUCACAGCUGGGACCGGAAAAAAGGAAAAGGUCAAAGUUCAGAGCGAUAUUCCAGAUGAUCCACACAGAAUAGAAGAGAUUCUGGCCGAUGAGCUUCCUUUGGAUGGUCCAGACGCAACUGAAAAAACGGCUGUCAGGAGGAAGUACAAGAAAACUUCACAGAGAUUGCGAUGUUUGGUGAAACAGUUGGAGAGGGGAGAGGCGUCUCUCGUAGACCUGAAGAAAAACCUGGAAUAUGCGGCUUCUGUUUUGGAGUCAGUCUACAUUGAAGAAACAAGGCGAUUGGUCGAUACAGAGGAUGAGCUCAGUGAUAUCCAAUCAGAUUCGGUGCCAUCAGAGGUCCGCGAUUGGCUGGCCUCCACCUUCACACGUCAAAUGGGGCUGAUGCUCAGAAGGACGGAGGAAAAGCCUCGAUUUCGCAGCAUCGUUCACGCGGUGCAGGCUGGGAUCUUCGUGGAGAGAAUGUACAGGAGAACCUCUAACAUGGUGGGACUCAGUUACCCUCCACCUGUUAUAGCAGUGCUUAAGCAUGUGGAUAAGUGGUCGUUCGAUGUGUUUGCCCUGAAUGAUGCGAGCGGCGACCACUCGCUCAAAUUCAUCUUCUAUGAGCUUCUCACCAGAUAUGAUCUCAUCACGCGCUUCAAGAUUCCUGUUUCGGCGCUGGUCUCAUUUGUUGAGGCUGUAGAAGUUGGAUACAGCAAACAUAAAAACCCCUAUCACAACUUGAUGCACGCAGCCGAUGUCACACAGACUGUACACUACCUGCUGCUCAAGACAGGGAUGGUGCACUGGAUGACAGAGUUAGAGAUUUUGGCGAUGAUUUUCGCUGCAGCCAUCCAUGACUAUGAACACACGGGAACCACAAACAACUUCCACAUUCAGACCAGGUCAGACGCGGCCAUCCUGUACAACGACCGCUCUGUGCUGGAGAGUCAUCACGUCAGCGCUGCGUAUCGACUUCUGCAGGACGAUGAUGAGAUGAACAUCCUGUGCAACCUCUCUAAAGAUGACUGGAGAGAGCUCAGGGCACUGGUGGUGGAGAUGGUUUUAGCUACAGACAUGUCCUGCCACUUUCAACAAGUCAAAGCCAUGAAGAAUUUCCUUCAACAGCCCGAGGGAAUUGACAAACCCAAGGCUCUGUCUCUGCUGUUACACACGGCUGACAUCAGUCAUCCGGCCAAAAACUGGGAGCUACAUCAUCGCUGGACCACAUCACUGCUGGAAGAGUUUUUCAGACAGGGCGAUAAGGAGGCAGAACUGGGUUUGCCUUUCUCACCUCUGUGCGACCGCAAGUCCACAAUGGUUGCUCAGUCUCAGAUCGGGUUUAUCGACUUCAUUGUCAUUCCCACGUUUACGGUUCUAACGGACAUGACGGAGAAGAUCGUCACUCCGCUCAUCGACGAGGCGUCAAAUUCAGGCCUCGCUGGAUUUCGCAGUUUGACUGCAGCAGAUGUGAAGCGGGACAGUGUGAACAGUUCAGGUUCUGAUGGCAGCACGUCUCUGCUCUGUGUGGACCUGAACCACUUUAAAGCCAUCUGGACUGAGGAGGUUUCUCGCAACAGAGAACGAUGGAAGACUAAAGCAGAUAAAGAAACUGAAGAGAAAACCAAACGAGAGACUGAAGAACAGCAGGGGACAACAGCAGAAAACAGCCAACAAAACAAAGACCCACAGCCUCCAGCAACAAAACAAGACGGGGUCGCUGAGGACGACCCGGGGGGAGUGACCGGACCUCCAGAAGAAAGUCUCCAUCGUAAUGACCAAUCAGAGGAGCACACGAAAGAACAGAAAUUACAGAAUGGUGAAGUGUCUCAAGAGUCAGAAUCACCAUCAUAUGAAGAGAAGAGAACACUUGAUGAAACUGCCUAAUGGGGUUUCAAGUCUGACAUUCAGAUGUAGGGUCCUGCGAAAGCUCCAAGGUAAAGGAGGAGAACGCUCGGUUCUGCAGGUACACAGCGCCCUCUAGUGGACAUAGCUAAUGAUCGCAUCGCUUCAUGUUCGGCCACAAUCUCCUCCAAAGCCUUUAUCUCCUGACUUUGUAAAGAUUCAUGUCUUAUAAUGAAGUUUUUGACUGAUGGGUACAACAGGCAGUUUUCCUUAAUAUAUAAAAACAGAGAAGGACUCAUUCUGCUCAAUGGAAACA